AUGAGCUUCCUCUCGCACCUGGUCACGCUAUUUGGCCUGGUCCUGCUGGCCCACGCAGGCUACUCCGCGCACGAACACAGCGUGCUCUUCAGCAACGCGCGCCUCGCCUCCUCCACGGCCCUGCCGCCAGAUAUCAUUGUCGAAGUCCUGGUGGCCGUGCUAGUGGUCUCAAUCGGGCUGGUGCUAAGUGCAGACAAGCUGAAGCCGAUCAGCUGGCGCGACUGGGCCGGCGAGAUUGAGCGGGACGGCGGUGCGCGGAAUCCCUAUCUGAGCCUGGAGGAGCGCUAUGGGUUUUGGGAUAUCCGGGCCAAGCGAAAGGAGUUUGCGGAUUGGAUCCGCCAGGAGGCGGUGACCAAGGAGUGA
Messenger RNA from Penicillium canariense, 363 nucleotides. RefSeq names its product membrane magnesium transporter family protein. Gene Ontology annotation, cellular component: EMC complex. Bases 1 to 363 code for a protein of 120 amino acids. Lineage: Eukaryota; Fungi; Ascomycota; Eurotiomycetes; Eurotiales; Aspergillaceae. The transcript has 3 exons. Gene Ontology annotation, biological process: protein folding in endoplasmic reticulum. The record is from RefSeq and is a predicted model, not a curated record.